CACUUCAACAACCUUUAUCUCUUUCCAUUUCUUCACCAUCAUCAAGACUUCACACAAACUACUUAUCUGACCUCUCACUCAAUUUAAACAUUGCAAUUUAUAAUAUUCAAGAUUUUAAUAAUCCAGAAAAAAAGCUCUUAAUAGAAGAAUAUUGCCUUCAAAUAAUUAAUAUAUAA
This is a messenger RNA of Cetraspora pellucida, 176 nucleotides long. NCBI's taxonomy places the organism in Eukaryota, Fungi, Glomeromycota, Glomeromycetes, Diversisporales, Gigasporaceae. The record is from the annotation of a GenBank genome assembly.